This is a messenger RNA of Amoebophrya sp. A25, 1266 nucleotides long. The record is from the annotation of a GenBank genome assembly. Lineage: Eukaryota; Dinophyceae; Syndiniales; Amoebophryaceae.
CUCAACUACAACAGCUAUUCUGUUUUAUUGACAGUUAAGAUAGAAGAUGCCUCAGAAGAGGAUUGUGUUUUGUUACUCUCUAAUCCGUUUCGAUCGUUUCAGCGAUGCAUGGGAGACGGAGUUGAUGAGUGUGGCCCAUGAAAUGGACACACGGGCGCGAUCACUGGAGCUUUACUCUCGAUUGAGGUGUUUUCCGGAGUCUGAAUCAAGCACAGCAUCAGACCGUUCCGCCAGUCAACAGUUCUCAAGUAGACGAAGGGAAGAGCAGAAAUUUUUUUCAGAGCGAGUGCGUUGGGUGAGAGAGUUGUCGGCAUGGUGGCUGGAUGUCAGGGAAAAGGAGAGGGAAGCAGCGGCCUGCAGGCUUGCUAAUCGGACGAGAGCUCUGGCUUCUUUAGGAACGCAUGCGCAGAUGGCGUUCUCGACAACGUUGCGAGCAAGCGCUGCCUGGAUUAUGUUUUGCCAUUCCAGGCAUGAUAAAACGGCGUUGCCAUUGCCAGACAAUAUCAAAGAUACCGCAUGCGUGGAAACAUAUUCAGACGGCACGUUCGUCGAUGUUGGUUUUCUUGACGAGUUUCGGGGCCUCCUGCGUGCUAUCUCUGCAUUCGACCUUGGCGAUAGGACGAUGCAAUUGCGCGACCCUGGUGGUGCAGCCAAGAAGUAUGAUCAUAGUGAUCAAUCGGGUCGAAGCAUAGCCAACCUCUUCCGCGACUUCUGUUGGAGCCUAGAGGUGAGUCGUCGCGCAAAUCUAGUGCGCGAAGAGGAGGAACACUCUGGUGUGACCAAAUUUGACGUUUUUGUCGACAAUACAAAUUCAGUCCAAAAGGCUGAAGCUGGUGGCGGUGCUGUGGAAUCAUCACAACGCAAGGUGCAGUACGCGCGACGAAUCGCUGAUCUCAGGGGUGCAGCUUUCGGCGUAAAGAAGGAAGGACCUACUUUGCCCGAUGCGGCGGCUGCAAGGAGUAGUGAGAUCAAUGGCAAUAAGUCAGCAAGAGACGGCGAUAGCGCUUCCCCGACAGCAACAAACAGAAACCAAGCGUUGGAGCAGAAAAAGGCGGCUGCAAGAGACGAAAUCACAGCUAAGAGGCCGUCGUCUCCCCUGCCUGCCUCCGCAGGAGAAGCAGUGAGUCACUUCUUACUUGGUAAGAUGAGGAUAUUUGAUGUUACUUCGCUGUCAAACAGGACACUGAGAGAUGACAUUGAGUUGUUUGGUCUUUACCAGAGUGUAAAUUUGAACCAAUAGAUACUUGGACCACGCUCUGAACCAAG